This is a messenger RNA of Sinocyclocheilus rhinocerous, 1656 nucleotides long. RefSeq names its product solute carrier family 25 member 39-like. Gene Ontology annotation, biological process: mitochondrial transmembrane transport. Gene Ontology annotation, cellular component: mitochondrion. The transcript has 9 exons. The coding region runs from base 120 to 1004 and encodes 294 amino acids. Lineage: Eukaryota; Metazoa; Chordata; Actinopteri; Cypriniformes; Cyprinidae. The record is from RefSeq and is a predicted model, not a curated record.
GCUGCUGUGCGCAUUGAGACGCUCCGACAGCACGGCGGUGGAGAGUCUCACUUCAGAAUGACACGAACCGAACCGAUGCACGAAAACCCUCCGGUUUAGACGAAAGGUGGGCUGGCAGGAUGGGGGAAGGGCCUGCAGUCAGGCCUUCGGCUGCUAUUACACCUGUGCAGCAGAUGCUGGCGUCUGGCUCUGGGGCUGUACUAACAUCUCUUUUUGUCACACCACUGGAUGUAGUGAAGAUCAGACUUCAAGCCCAGCAAGCUCCCCUCUAUAAAGGUACAGAUAUUAAACUCUUCAGUUUUCACAGACAGGUGAUGGCUGUUCCUGCCACAGUCAUCUAUUUCACCUGUUAUGACCAGCUGCGAGACUUCCUGCGUUACAGCAUGGGCUAUCAGGGGGACCAUAUCCCCCUGAUAGCAGGAGGGUUAGCAAGAUUGGGAGCGGUGUCUGUGAUCAGCCCUCUGGAGUUAGUUCGGACUAAAAUGCAAUCCCGCAAGCUACCGUACAGCGAGCUGAUGGUGUGUAUCCACUCGGCUGUGGCUCAGGACGGCUGGUUAUCUCUCUGGAGAGGCUGGGGACCCACUGUUCUACGGGACGUGCCCUUUUCCGCCCUGUACUGGUUUAACUAUGAGCUAGUGAAGGCACAGCUGUGUGAGUGGUACCGGGCACCACAGACUUCAUUCACCAUCAGUUUUACAGCAGGGGCCGUCUCAGGAGCAAUCGCUGCAAUUCUGACCCUGCCGUUUGAUGUGGUGAAAACACGCAAGCAAAUCCAGUUAGGAGAAAUGGAGGCUCUUGGAGUAGUCUCUGUGAAGAAACCGUCCUCCACAUGGAACAUGAUGAGGAAUAUCUGGAUCGACAUGGGAUACAGGGGUUUGUUUGCAGGUUUUCUUCCAAGAGUGAUCAAAGUUGCUCCCGCCUGUGCCGUCAUGAUCAGCACUUAUGAGUUCGGGAAGACUUUCUUUCAGGAGCGUAAUCUGAAUCAGGCGAGAUGUGGACUUUGAGAUGAGCGGGAGGACCAGAGGUUUGUCCAGGAUGAUGAGGAUGCUGAGAGAGACUCCUCCUUGCCAACUACUGCAAACACCGAUGACUUCAGCCAAGCUUUGAGUUAGUUCUCUGAAAAGAAACUCUAAUUGUUGGGUGAUGUGCCUACUGACUGGCACAAGGAAUAAAAGCUGUGAGACGUAAACCACUACUUUGCAUCUGAGAUGAAAGACUUGCGUUAUGAUGCAUCAAUAAAUGCACAGUUUCCCCACAAACCCUGUGAUGCCUUAAUGAACAGUACCAAAGCAUGCUGGCAGAAACACUACUUCCCCAUAAUGCCCCACUUAUUGAAAUGGCUGCUGGUUGAACGUGACAUCCAGGUUGUUGUAUCUGCAGUGCAUGACUUGAGUCCCUUUUAUUAAAGAUACAGUGCUGCCCUCUGCUGUUCAUGUUGAAGAAACCUCAGAUAAACUGCUCAAAACUGAGCUUUACUGUGUCUUCAUUUUCAGCAAAUAAUUAAAAAAUGAGUAUUGUUUUAUUUAAGUGUGUUCUUUUUUGCAAAUAAUUAAUUCACCUAAACUAUAAGACUUGUCCUUAUAUGGCCACUGAACUUGGGAAAAGCCAAGAACAUUUUUUUUUAAGUUUUGUGCAUUGAGAAUAUAAUGCCCCCUU